AUGUCUCAGCUGUCGGCAUACCGAUUACUCAGUUUUGAUGUCUACGGCACCUUAGUCGACUGGGAAGAAGGUAUCUGUGCCGCCCUCCAAGUGACGCUAGAUCGCUACGGCGUCCAGUUUCCACGCGAUCAGUUGCUCCACCUUUUCCAUGACCUUGAACUGAAACAUGAGACCGAGUCCCCGGGCAUGCUCUACAGUGAAUUGCUGACCGCGGUGCAUCCGGAAUUGGUCGAAAAAUUGGGGUUGCCUUCACCCACCCCGGAAGAAAACAAGCGCUUUGGCGAAAGCGUGGCGCAUUGGCCGGUUUUCCCCGAUACGUUAGACGCAUUGAAGCGACUGUCCAAGCAUUACCAACUUGUAGUGGUGUCUAAUGUGGAUCGAAAUUCUUUCUCCAAAACCAACGCAGGGAGUCUGCAGGGCUUCCCAUUUGAUUUGGUGCUUACUGCGCAGGAGAUUGGCUCAUACAAACCCGAUUUACGCAACUUUCAGUACCUGUUGAACGCAGUGAAGGAGGAGCUGGGAGUCGAACCGAAUCAAGUCCUGCACACCGCGCAGAGCCAAUUUCACGACCACCAACCCGCGCAGAAGGUGGGACUUAAAUCGGUGUGGAUUUCACGUGCAGUGGCCAUCAUGGGCAACGUGGAUGAGCCCGUGUAUGACUGGCGAUUUGACACUCUUGGGGAAAUGGCGGAUGUAGUGGAUGUGGGUGAUGUCUAG
Molecule: messenger RNA, 717 nt
Organism: Penicillium digitatum Pd1
Lineage: Eukaryota; Fungi; Ascomycota; Eurotiomycetes; Eurotiales; Aspergillaceae
Product: putative haloalkanoic acid dehalogenase
Source: RefSeq, a predicted model, not a curated record